This is a messenger RNA of Elephantulus edwardii (Cape elephant shrew), 357 nucleotides long. RefSeq names its product ATPase, H+ transporting, lysosomal 13kDa, V1 subunit G3 (gene ATP6V1G3). The coding region runs from base 1 to 357 and encodes 118 amino acids. Gene Ontology annotation, molecular function: proton-transporting ATPase activity, rotational mechanism. Gene Ontology annotation, cellular component: vacuolar proton-transporting V-type ATPase complex. The transcript has 3 exons. The record is from RefSeq and is a predicted model, not a curated record. Gene Ontology annotation, biological process: proton transmembrane transport. NCBI's taxonomy places the organism in Eukaryota, Metazoa, Chordata, Mammalia, Macroscelidea, Macroscelididae.
AUGACCAGCCAGUCUCAGGGGAUCCAGCAGCUCCUUCAGGCAGAAAAAAGAGCCAAAGACAAGCUAGAUGAAGCAAAAAAGAGAAAAGGAAAGAGAUUGAAACAAGCUAAGGAAGAGGCAAUGGCAGAAAUUGAUCAAUACCGAAUGCAGAAAGAUAAAGAGUUUCGGAUGAAACAAUCUAAGGUAAUGGGCUCUCAGAGCAGCCUUGCGGAAGAAAUAGAAGAGCAAACGCUGGAAAAAAUACAAGAACUGAGAGGAAGCUACAACAAGUGUAUGGAGAGUGUGAUGAGCCAGCUUUUGAGCAUGGUCUAUGACCUGAAACCAGAAAUCCAUGCAAACUACAGACCAAUCAUCUAA